GAAGAUGUCUCUGCCAACUACGACCCUUGGAUUCUGGGGCGUAGGGCCUGGACGAUGGCCAAAAGAUGACAACACCUGAGCCUGUGAAAAUCCCCCAGAUGUAUUUCUACAUCCCGUGCUAUCCAUGUACUGAUAUGGUAUACCUACAUGACUUGCUGAUUCUUUGGGUAGAUGUAUGUAAACAUUCCAUGGAUAAUCUGGGUAUUGUUGACAGGGUUGAUUUCUCCUGUGAUAAUUGCGGUGGUCAAGAUGGUUCUCCCUUGAUAGUCAAUCCCAUGGAGGUUUCAGAGGAAAUUUAGCAGAAUGAUCUUACCGAAAUGAAGUCCUAUGUGUUUGACCCCCGUAUCUUUGGGUAUCCAAAGUGUAUAAAGGCGAUUUCUUCCGAAAUCAAUGAUUUUUUUCUUAGCAGGGCUGAGGUGACUGAGCCAUUACAACAGGACUGGCUCGUGAAUGUGGAGUUUGAUCACUUCCUGUUGACCCAAAAGCUACGUCGGAGCAUCGCCAGCUAUAUGUUGCUGCUACAGCAGGGGCAUCCAGAGCAGAGGCAAGCAGCUAAAGGGCCUUUGAUGCUGAUGUUUGGUAAUGCGUUCCUUUUCAACCGCAUGAUGGUAAGUGAGAUGAAACGUCAAUGGCCGCGGCUGGGCGAAACUGCGCCGUCAGGUCAUGAGGCCAGCGGCUGCCCAACCUUUAUGCAGGAUCGCUUUGAAUGGCCAUUGGCAUGUUCCCAGGACAUUGCAUACCCAAACCUGGUCGCUGUCAUGAAUCCGCAAGUGCCUGCCUAUGGGUCUUCAGGUUGUGGGCAGAAACCAGAGGACUUUCCACUCACUUGCUUCGAACUCGAAAGGCAGCCAGUGCAAGAACUGGGGCUUGAUCAGUUGGGCCUGGUGCGCACCUUGGCUGAGUCCUUCUCCAACCGCUCCGGCUCCUCUUGGUCGGCAGUGCUGCGAACUGCGCAGGAUGUUCCUCUUUUUCACCAUCUCAGUGAUCCAAACGCCAGGAAGCUAGCGCGUGAAUUGCUUGAGUGAGCG
Cladocopium goreaui is the source of this 1028-nucleotide messenger RNA. Lineage: Eukaryota; Dinophyceae; Suessiales; Symbiodiniaceae. The record is from the annotation of a GenBank genome assembly.